CGGGAGGAUAGGGCGAGUUCUAGGGAAGGGCGGGGGAUACAAGAAUGGUUUUUAACAUUAUGUAGCUCCCACGUGAGUGUGUGUGGCUGAAAUACUUACACACAGCUGACAAGUGUGUGUGUGUGCAGGACCCUGCUGGUGGUGUAGCAGGGGCGUUGAAGCCUCCUGCCAGGCUUGGGAGCGUUGUGUUGUGGUGGUGUAGCUGGUAUCAGCUCCUGCCCUGCCCGUCCUCACCAUGUGUAACGAGACGGACUUCACCCUGGUGGCGGCGACGCUGGCUGUUGUCUCCUGCGUGGCCGUCGUCUUCCUCCUCCUCUACUGCCAGGCUGCCCGCGACGUCAAGCAAUUGUUAGCGGAUCGGAACCUGCCUGUCCCCAAGGCCCUAAAGUCAACUGUUGCACCGACCAAUACCAUCCAAGUCCACCAAACUCUGUCCUCCGCACACGACCCAGGCGCCCAACUGCCGCCCACUGCAGACUCCCAAAUGAAGUCCAACCUACACAUCGGCGAUGCCAACAAGUUCUUUACCUCCCACACCUUCGGCAGCCACCUGUUGCCCAAGACUCACGUUCAUGAUCACCGUUCGCUAGUUACCAUCCCAAAUGAUGAUAUAUUCAUGCUGCCCACCAGCCAAGUCCCUGAGGGCCACCUGCAGCCCUCCAGUAGGUGGCUGCCACCCUACCAGAUAGUGGACGGCAGGGAACCCGUGGCCUGCAGUCCGCCUUCCCGUCGUCGCCACUUGGCCUCCACAAAGCUUCUAAUGUACCAAACAUUCCCGAUGCGAAGGGUACCAGAGAACACCUAUGAUGAGAUGUAUCUGAACGAUCUGCCUCCACCACCCAAGUCCUUCAGUUUAUUGUUUCACCCUCAGAAGUGUGGGAAGAUGCUGGGAAGAGAGUGAGUGGGGGUGAAGCAGCAGCCAGGGUGGGGUGCGUCACGCUUGCGUCCCAAACCUGCCCACCACCACACCUCCGCACCAAUAACCCACAUCUACAUGGGCACUCGUCCAACUCCUGUCUCACCCUCAUGCCUCGGGUGCUUCCCGACCCCACUACAGGACCCACAUCACUGGACACCAUCAACGACAUGUACAAGAGCGCUGGGCCUUAACGUCCUGUAUCUAUAUUCACUAAACGCCAUCUAUUUCUUCCUUAAUGGUAAUGUCACAAAAGUUCUUAAGGAACCCUGUAGGUAUUCUCCUUCACAUGAUUCAGGAGAGAAUUCGCACAAACAUUUUAAGAAUUUUGUACUAGUUCAUUUGCCACUAGUACUUUUGCGUUUGACCAAUCACCAUGAAGUCAAACGCAACACGUUUGACGUUUUAUAUAUAUAUAUAUAUAUAUAU
Messenger RNA from Procambarus clarkii (red swamp crayfish), 1345 nucleotides. RefSeq lists its product as uncharacterized. The record is from RefSeq and is a predicted model, not a curated record. NCBI's taxonomy places the organism in Eukaryota, Metazoa, Arthropoda, Malacostraca, Decapoda, Cambaridae.